ACGUUGGUCCUCGUGACUUGUACGUCACCUAUGAGAUGAGUUCGUACAAACAUGUGGUGUUUUUACCCGAUUAUCAGUCCUUCAACUUCAAAACGAAAGUGUUUGAACGGCGUAUAGCUGUAGAUCGUACAAAGUUUGAGACUAUCUUCGAUUACGUGAAGGCAUGUUCAGAUAAAGUUGACAAACUUGUAGCAACCGCGAUUUUGUAUUCAAAUUAUACUGACGCGUUGGAAAACAAAAUUUCUGCUGUAGGUAUUGAUUCUUUAAAAAAAACCCUGCAAGAAAAAUUCAGAACAUUCAAGUGUGAAAUGUAUGACCAUUUGGUGGGUCGUCUUCUUGAUAUGUCUUUGGUUGGCGUUUUGGCAGGAGCCAUGAGUACCGCCUUGGUUGCAUCAACACCAGCAGCUGCAAUUAUGUGCCCCGUUGCUAUUUUGGGUUUGAGCGCAUUAAGGGUUUCUGAGAUGUAUGCAUCGUAUAAAGCAAAAGUUGCUGAAAAUCCUCUCGGGCAAUUUCUCGCAUGGAUUGAUGACACUGAGUAUUAUUCGGGUUGGUCAGAUGGUGAUAUAGUUCCUUUCACGUCGUAUCGCUUUGAACAAAUGUCUAAACGCAUAAGAGAGCUUGAAGAGGGAUACGAUCGUAUCAAUGAAUUAACCAACAUUAAAAUUCUGACUGAGAAUCCGCAAAAUCAACCAAGUGAUGAAAAUUUUUUGAAGGCAAUUGGCAAAAUUGCGGAAACAAGCAAAAUUUUAAAGGCUGAUCCAGCUGAUUUUGUAGAACCAAUGAUGGAUUCGUUUGAUCCGAAGGAAGUGGAGAUAAACAAUGAGAGUCAGUGGAUAGAACCAUCGGAAGAGGAGAAAAAUUUUAAACCUGACGAAGAGCAAGCGCAAGCAAUUGAUUUUUUCCUGAAUACAAAUAAUGAGGACGGUAGGAUACUCAAAACUAUAUCGAUUGUUCCAAAAUUAGAUCUUUAUUUGGAUGGUAAUCAUCAGCAUGCAGAUCCUGAAUAUGGAGCUACCGCUUUGCAACUUAAAAAUGCACUUAAACCAAUAUUGCAAUCACAUAGUGGUAAUAUUGAGGUGUUGGCAAAUUGGACAUAUGUUUUAGGUCCACCUGGAACUGGUAAAAGUGUUGUUAUGGGAGCUGUAGCAACACAUGCGAUGCUUUAUGUCAGCGCGACCCGAAGAACGAAGAGUGAAGCUCGAUUCGGAAUGAUUGCUAUAGAUGAAUUUGUUUUGAUUGAACCCAUGGUUUUGACAGGUUUGUUGACUUUGGCGGCUCAACAUAACUUGAAUGUGAUUGCAUGCGGCGAUUUUAAACAAAUAUGUGCUAUCAAUUAUUGUAAGGGUGUACCCAUUAAAACUCGUGAUUAUACAGAGAAAUUGAUCGAAUGUUUUCCAAUGAAUGUUGAAUUGCGUCGCAAUUAUCGUUGCCCUCGUGAUCAAGUGAAUCUCUUGAAUCACAAUAUGGGUUAUAAUAUGAUAGCUAUGUCACCGAUCGAAAAAGGAAUUUUUUUCGAUCAAGAGGAACAUUUUGAUGCUGAAUUAAUCACUUCUUAUGGGAAAAAUCGGCGUAGACUGACUCAAGAAAAAUAUAUGGAUAAAAAAAUUGUAGUUGCGAAUCGAAAGUUGACUGAAAGAGAGAAACGAGAGAUUAUUGUGAAUAUGGUGUUUACCACGCAUCAAUCGCAAGGCUGUACAGUCAAAACACAUUGGUACAAUGCCGAUUAUGCAGAUUUGCGGUUUUUGAAUGCACAUCCCGAAUAUAUCAAUGUGGCUUUAUCAAGAAAUACCGAGGCUCUGUAUAUGAAUAAUACAACCAAAGAUGUGUCGACACAAUUGCUCGAUCCUAAUAUGCACGACAAAUUCACCAUGCGAAUGGCUAAACCACCCGAAUUAGAAGAGUUGUCGACUACGAACAUAAUAUCAUAUUACGUUAAUCAUAUUCAUAUAGACAAAACAUUGCAACAAAUGCAAAAAUCCGGUUAUGAAAAAAUUUCCUUCAUAAACAAUUUUGAAGAUAAUGUAACAAGUUUUCCCAAGUGCAAUCUCAAAAUGAAUCUCAAAGUGCGGAAACUGUGGGAAAAGAAAAAAGAGAAUCUUCGCGUUUACAAUGGUACACCCCGUGUUAUAGAGGCUUUUGUUGAUCAGGAAAAAAUCCGAUUGUUCAAUUUGGUCGACGAUGACGAGAUGUUAGCUCUGUAUGAAUAUCUAGAUUCAUUAGAUAAAAGUAAAAUAGGUCAAAUCACGUAUGCUAAUCAGUUAAUGUUAUUACGUGAAAAGUUCCAUGCCUAUUGUAAAAAUCGCGUUGCUAGCAAAUACGAAAUAUAUGCGCAGAUUGCGGAAAAAGCAGGUCAGGGUAUUAUUUAUUGUGGGAAAAAUUUUAAUACAAAAUUUUCGCCAAAAAUUCGUGCUAUGAUGAUACGGGUUCAAGCGUCUUUGUAUGAUUGGUGUAUUAUAGAUAUGGAUUUGAACGAAAAACAAUUGCAAACUAUGCUGUUGAAACUGGGUUUUGAUGAUCAAUGA
This is a messenger RNA of Ambispora gerdemannii, 2522 nucleotides long. The record is from the annotation of a GenBank genome assembly. NCBI's taxonomy places the organism in Eukaryota, Fungi, Glomeromycota, Glomeromycetes, Archaeosporales, Ambisporaceae.